CGGUGUGUAGGUCGUUAUAUAAUCAGUCGAUAGUUAUGGAUGACAACGUCGGUAAAUUUAGUGAGAGCAAAAUUGAGCAGAUUUUGGCCGAUCUUCCUCGUUUGGAAGAUGCCAAGAAGAAUGCCAAUGAGCUCUAUGGCGAUGGCAAGUAUGAUGAGGCCUGGGCGGCAUACUUGACUCUUAUUAUCGACAUUUUGGGCAACCAGGAUUUGGCGAAUGAUUUAAAGAAUCUUACAGAAGCGGUUAAAUCGGCUAGAAUAAGAGAUGAGAGGUUAUCUCCUUUCCUUGGAACACUUCUUAGCAAUGCGGCUCUUUGCAAGUACCGGAAUAAGAAUCUGGAGGAUGCUAUUAUGUUAUGGCAAACAUGUUUAUGUGUCGACGAAAAUAACUACAAAGCCGCAUAUCAGCUGUCACAAUGUUAUAUUCAGCGCAAGGAGUACGGUAAUGCUAUGAAUUUUAUUCGUCGCUGUCAGACCAUUGCUGAUGCUACUUCUAUGGAUACAUCAAGAUCUCUACCUCAUACUCGUCUAUUGGAUGAGGUUGUGCACGGUAUUAACCGCGAGAACGCUGAGGUAGGUAGUUCUGAAUACUGUGAGAAGCUUCUCAAUGCUGUUGAAGCUGGUGAAGAUAUAAUGGAGAAUCUGAGUAAAUUGGAUUCUAUGAGCAAAGAAGAGAUUGCUAUGCGGCGUAUAGUUCCUCGUCUUGUGAAGAUACUCGCUGAGAAAUCAGACGUUCUAGAGCAUUUACAGUUACAUGCUUACCUUUGGAUAAGUCUUCACCUUCUUUACCAGAAUGUUGAGAAGUACACUGAGAUUGAGCUUUUAAAGCAGUUGGAGUCGGCUUUGGAUGAGUAUGGAUUAGAUUUGGUACAAUAUGCUAAGGACGUUGUGAUGGCUAUUGAGAGCAAUCCUAGUUUGGGCGACCCAUUGAAGUCUGUUGCAUUCCAGUUUGCGCGUUGUUGUUUCGACAUUGGCACCUCAUCUGGGUUGGAGGCUAUUGUCACAAUAUUAGAUCGUAGUACUGGUGAUGAAAUCGGUCGUAUUCUAUCUUGUGUAUGGCAAUUUUUCAUUAGACCUCGUGUAUCUGAGAAGAAGCCGUUAGACCCUCGAUUCACUGAAAUUGUGGAGCGUCUAUUGCUUUCUCUUGCUUCUGCUGCUGAUGUUAAUUGCAGUGAGGAGCGUCAGGAGCAGAUGGAGCGUUGCAUAGUACCGAUAUUGCUCAUGAAAAAUGUGCGUUAUGAAAUAACUCAGGAUAUUAUGAACGACAUGUUUAAGCGUUUACUGAACAAAUUUUUAUCAACUAGUUUCUUUGGUACAAAAACAUUGCAGCUGCCCUGGUAUGUAUUGAUGCGUUGUUUGCACUUGUCCAACAAAUCUUUUUUCAAGGAGUACAUCCUAGAGAGCAACACAAUUCCAGUUAUGUUGGACAACUACAUUAAGAACCGUCCUAAGGUUAGGCAUACAGCUCGUAUGCGUGUAAAUAUGAGCGAGACUAUGGUCUUUUGUUUGGAUUACGUUGAGUUGCGUCCAAUUUUUAUUGAUUGUCUUAUUGACCGACGAUCUAUUUUUGAAUACCUGCGUGGUGACGUAGAUCUUGCUAAAUUUUUGAAGGAAAUUAUUAGUCAUGAUGAGUUAAUUGAGCAAUACUGCAAGAGCGGUAAAUAUACGUUUACUGAUAAGCCCUCUACAGAUUAUGGCAUAUUGAUUCAGGAAUACAAGUUGUUAAUUUUGGCUAAGAUGACGAUCCAUUCUUCUAGCCUUGCUAAGGAUAUUUUUGACGUAUUUGCGCUCGUCAGUGUCAUCCCUUUGACCCUUGCUGUUGCGAUGAUGGAUGGUCGUCGUUUAGAUGUAAUGAUAGACGCACUCACAUUUAUCAGUUUACAUGGUAAAUCGAAGAAUGGUGACGUAGUUCCAUUACUUCAACCGUUGAUACGUUGGGCUGAAUCUAGUCCACUAUGUGUCGGCAAGACUAUGUACAUGGUAUGUCAGAUAUUGGUUAACCUUACUCGAUCUCGUAAACAUCGUCAGUGGUUCAACCGUGAUGAGAGCCAUGGUGACAUGUUUGAUGACGAGCAGAUAGAGUCGAUACGUCAAGCAUUUGAAAAGUUACCUGCUGCUAGCAAGCCUGCAACGAACGGCGAGUAUGACGAGGGUAGUGAAGAAGAGGCCAACAUUGCUCGUAGGGAUAUGAUAGCUUUACAUGAUGAGAUUGCUAAGGUGAUAAUUCGUAUUGCUCGACGGGCGCUUGCCGACGCUCCUGAGGACAGUGGUGUAGUAACACAAACUCUGGUUCUUGAGACGCUACAUUAUCUAACAUUCCCUCCUGAGAAUAGGAUAACUAUGCGUGCUGCAGGUGCUAUGCGUUGUUUUUUGAAUGCUUACAUUAGCGACAGCCACAAGGACUCUAGACGAAUCAAGUAUUUUGCUCAAUCCAUGGCUCACAUCUGUUAUGCUAGUGACCCUAAGACUCUGAAGUAUUCCGAUGCUCAGGACGCAGCGGGUCCUAUGGUUAAACUGCUGAGUGAUGACAGUGAGCUACUGCAAUAUGAAGCGGCAUUGGGGUUGACUAAUCUUUUACUUGUGGAUGAAAAUAUCCGUUCACGUCUAUGGAAGAUGGGCUGUUGGGAUGCUUUGGGCAACUUGUUAUCCUCAGACAAUUCUCAAUUGAAGGCAGCGUGCCUGGAAGGGUGGUGUAACAUGGCUUCUGGUGAAGGUAAUGUUCAGGGCCAUCUUUAUUAUAAGCUUGCUGAGCAAUGGGACAAGGCGUUGAAGUCCAUUAGCAAGACUGGAACUUAUUGUUGCGACACGGUUUGGGAAGCUGAGGAAGAAGAGGGCAAAUACAAAGAUAUUAAGGAAUCUCCUUUGAUUGAUGUCUAUGAUAUAAAUGUGUUGUUUAUGUUUGCUUCUGAUGAUAGCGACCUCCGGUCAGCUAAGGCCAGCUCUGGGGCGUUGGCAUAUUUAUCUCACGAUUUGCGUGUGGCUAGGCAUUUGCCUAUAUGUACUAAAUUCACAUUGAUUAUACAAGCUGCUGAUAAGAUGGACGACCGUGAUAUCAUGGAGCGUAUCCUGACAAUAUUCAGUUGUGUGAUGCAAGGCCAGCUGGAUGGCGGUCCUCGCGUAGUCAAGCGUCAUGUUGCUGAUGCUAAGCGGCAAUUGUUAGAUUGUAUAGAUAGGAAUUAUGCUAAGAUUGAGCGUCUGGGUCUCACCGAGUUGGCUGAUGAGGUCCGCAGCCACCAUUCAGACGUUACAAACGAUGUUGUCGCGUAAUGUAUAGUAC
Molecule: messenger RNA, 3276 nt
Organism: Babesia bovis T2Bo
Lineage: Eukaryota; Apicomplexa; Aconoidasida; Piroplasmida; Babesiidae
Exons: 2
Coding region: 36-3266 (1076 amino acids)
Molecular function (GO): protein binding
Source: RefSeq, a predicted model, not a curated record